AUGGAAGGUCAUUGUUAUGACCGGUUUGGAAAUGGAGAGAGGGACAACUACCAGAUUGAUUAUCGAAGGAUUGUCGGGGACAUGGAACCAGCACGGCCACGCAACUCAAACAGAGAUGGGGACCAACCUCCCCCCUUUGGGGCAUUUGCCCACCCAGCGCCACAUGGACAUGGGCAUGAGACCGCGGCCCAGCGAUACAGCGCUACACGGAUCCAGGCUGGAUAUGAACCAGAAAGCAUGGCAGACUACUUGAUCAGCGGCGGCACCGGUUAUGUUCCUGAAGAUGGAUUAACAGCACAACAGCUCUUUUCUAUCGGUGAUGGACUUACAUACAAUGACUUUUUGAUCCUCCCUGGUUUCAUAGAUUUUACCUCAGAUGAGGUGGAUCUUACCUCUGCACUGACGAGGAAGAUAACCCUGAAGACUCCUCUCAUUUCAUCUCCCAUGGAUACAGUCACCGAGUCCUCGAUGGCCAUCGCCAUGGCACUGAUGGGUGGGAUUGGCAUAAUUCAUCAUAACUGUACUGCUGAGUUUCAGGCCAAUGAGGUUCGCAAAGUUAAGAAAUUUGAACAGGGCUUUAUCACCGAUCCGGUCGUAAUGAGCCCCCGACACACGGUGGGGGAUGUGUUCGAGGCCAAGAUACGUCACGGUUUCUCUGGGAUCCCUGUCACAGAAACCGGCAAGAUGGGCAGCAAGCUGGUUGGCAUCGUCACCUCCAGAGAUAUAGACUUUCUGUCUGAGAAGGACCAUGACAAACCCCUGGAAGAGGCAAUGACAAAAAGAGAAGAUUUAGUCGUUGCACCAGCUGGAGUCACACUAAAUGAAGCUAAUGAUAUUCUCCAACGAAGCAAAAAAGGUAAACUCCCAAUUGUGAAUGACAGUGAUGAGCUGGUUGCCAUCAUUGCCAGGACUGAUUUGAAGAAGAACAGAGAUUUUCCACUGGCUUCCAAGGACUCCCGCAAACAGCUUCUGUGUGGAGCGGCCAUCGGUACCAUGGAGGAUGAUAAAUACCGACUGGACCUUCUGAUGCAGGCUGGGGUGGAUGUGGUUGUCCUGGACUCUUCCCAAGGAAACUCUGUGUAUCAAAUCAACAUGAUAAACUACAUCAAACAGAAAUAUCCUGAGCUGCAGGUGGUUGGAGGAAAUGUGGUGACAGCUGCUCAGGCUAAAAACCUCAUAGACGCGGGUGUGGAUGCUCUGAGGGUGGGCAUGGGUUGUGGCUCUAUCUGCAUCACCCAGGAAGUGAUGGCAUGUGGACGACCCCAAGGAACGUCCGUGUACAAGGUGGCAGAGUACGCCCGUCGUUUUGGAGUCCCAGUAAUCGCUGACGGUGGAAUUCAGACUGUGGGACAUGUGGUGAAGGCGCUGGCCCUGGGAGCAUCUACAGUGAUGAUGGGCUCUUUGCUCGCUGCAACCACUGAAGCUCCAGGAGAAUAUUUCUUCUCUGAUGGUGUUCGUCUGAAGAAGUACAGAGGGAUGGGCUCCCUGGAUGCCAUGGAGAAAGAUAACAGUCAGAAACGCUACUUCAGUGAGGGAGAUAAGGUGAAGGUGGCUCAAGGUGUCUCAGGCUCAGUACAAGAUAAAGGCUCCAUCCAUAAAUUUGCUCCUUACCUAAUUGCUGGGAUCCAACAUGGCUGCCAGGACAUAGGAGCCAAGAGUUUGUCCAUUUUACGGUCAAUGAUGUACUCUGGAGAGCUGAAGUUUGAGAGGAGAACCAUGUCUGCUCAGAUGGAGGGAGGAGUUCACGGCCUUCACUCUUAUGAGAAGCGGCUUUACUGA
Molecule: messenger RNA, 1779 nt
Organism: Limanda limanda (common dab)
Lineage: Eukaryota; Metazoa; Chordata; Actinopteri; Pleuronectiformes; Pleuronectidae
Gene: impdh1a
Product: IMP (inosine 5'-monophosphate) dehydrogenase 1a
Exons: 15
Coding region: 1-1779 (592 amino acids)
Biological process (GO): GTP biosynthetic process
Cellular component (GO): cytoplasm
Molecular function (GO): IMP dehydrogenase activity
Source: RefSeq, a predicted model, not a curated record